Molecule: messenger RNA, 2174 nt
Organism: Fusarium odoratissimum NRRL 54006
Lineage: Eukaryota; Fungi; Ascomycota; Sordariomycetes; Hypocreales; Nectriaceae
Exons: 3
Coding region: 953-2017 (354 amino acids)
Biological process (GO): transmembrane transport; carbohydrate transport
Cellular component (GO): membrane
Molecular function (GO): carbohydrate:proton symporter activity
Source: RefSeq, a predicted model, not a curated record
GCCCAAUCGUUUGGGGCACUUGGGAGAAGCUCUUCUAAGCGAGCUCGGAGCGAGGUUCCAGAAGCAAUGGGUCUGUUGGAGGAGAGAAAAGGGGGCUUGAAGAUGGGAAGUUACUGAGUGCGUGAGUGAGCAACUCGUGAUACCACUCCUCACUCUGAGGCUUGGCCCUGUACCCUGAGCCUUGUCAUUGCUGUAACGUUAACUGGAGCUCGCAGCUGAACUUCCAUGAUCCAUCAACUGUUUUAAUAUCAUCGUAUCCACUUGCACGGUAUCACCGAUAACUUCUUCCCCAUACCAUAUCUUAUUCCAAAACAGAGCUAGACCCAGAAGCCGUUGCCGUUGAAGAAAAGGAAAGGGUCAAACCUCCCUCCCCCCUCCCUUUCAGCCCUGUAACUUAACGCGCGGCCAUCCGUCCGCGGAGAGAAAAGAAACAUGCCGAAAAGCAUCGUCAAGUAUCCCUACGUCUGGCUGUGCUGCGGCUUCGCUGCCCUCGGGGCUUGUCUGUACGGCUACGAGGGCGUAUACUUUACCGGAGUUUCGACUCUCGAUGUCUUUGUUCGCGACUUUGGAACGCGGGGUGAUGAUGGCGAAUUCCACAUCUCUCCCCAGAAUCUAGCUGUCAUGACGAGCAUGAUCAAUGUGGGCGAGUUAGUGGGAUCGUUGUUAGCAGCACCGUUAAACGAUCUAUUCGGCCGAAAGGGCUCGCUCUUCACCGGCUCCGUUGUCGUGGUCGUUGGUGUUGUAAUGCAGCUCUCUACGACUUCGAGUCGUGCUCUUAUCACCGCCGGUAGAGCCGUAUCCGGGUUUGGGGUGGGAACCUUUUCGGUAACUUCGCCUUUGUACAUGGGAGUAGGUUUUCUAAAGUCUCCGAUUGAUUAUGUGAGAGUCUUCUUAUUGAUCGUGUGAUUACUUGUAGGAAAUAGCGCCGGAGUCUUUGAGAAGUCCCCUUCUUAUGUGCUGGCAGCUUGUUUUGUCUAUCUCACAGAUCAUCGCUGCUGGUAUCAACAGGAGUGUUAUUCACAACGACACGAGCUUUGCAUAUCGAUUUCCAAUUGGAUUUCAGCUUAUCUUCCCAUUGAUUCUAUUUUUCGGAAUUACAUGGCUUCCAGAAUCGCCGCGUUGGUUGCUCCGUCGUGGUCGUCAUGACAAAGCGAUGCGUUCUCUCCGCUUACUUCACCAUGAAGACAAGCACUACGACGCCAAACCCGUGAUGCAAAAUAUCGAAGAAGAUCUCGAAAAAGAAAGUUCUAGUGAAAUCGAAAGUGCGUGGAUUCAACUAAUCACAGAUCCGAUUGAACGUCGCAAAGUGAUCUACAGCGCAGGUGCCCUGAUUGCCCAGCAGAUCAACGGAAUCCAAUGGUUUUACUACUUCGGCACCAUCUUCUCCAAAGCAAUUGGUCUCAAAGACCCGUUUCUAAUGACACUUAUUGUAUUCAUCAUUCAGGUCUUUGUCGUCCUUGCGGCGGUGUUGCUGGCCAACAAGAUCCCACGACGACCUCUUUUGCUGAUCACCACGGGCGUUAUGACAGUGUCUAUCUUUGUGGUAGGAUGCUUGGGUAUUCCCGGUGGAACUCCAAGUGAAACUGUAGGGAAAGUGAUUAUCAGUUUUGUGAUUAUUGAGAUUGUAGCCUUUAAUUUUGCUUGGGGUCCCCUUGGCUGGACUAUUGCUUCCGAAAUGGCCGUUGGAAGAAACCGAAACAAAAUCUACGCAGUCGCAGUCGCUUCUUUCUGGGUCACGGUCUGGGCUACCGUCUUCACCCUACCAUACCUCUACUACUCCGCCAACCUCGGUCCCAAGACAGGCUUCGUAUAUACAGGCUUAUGCUUCGUCACGUUGACUUACGUAUACUUCUGCGUCGGCGAAGUUACAGGCCGCAGUAUGGAGGAGAUAAACGGCUUCUUUCGUAAUGGUAUCCCUGCACGACAUUGGAAGAAGCAGCCGUUCGUUGAAGCCCAGAGAGAUCACCAAGUCAACCUCGUUGAGGUACAGGGACACGAAAAGACAGCGAAUCGCUGAGAUGAGUUAUGAAUUAUGUCUCUAUGAGAUCUAUACCCGAUUGUUGUCUAUAUGCCGGCCAUGAAUAUAACUCCUUUGAAGAAUCCCUGAAUGUCAUCUAUGGUCGACUGUGCCAAUACCCUCCAUACCUUCGGUUGAAAUACACCGUCUUGGUGAC